AUGGAGCGUAUUUUUAGACGUAGUAAUAAAAGAUUACCGCGCAUAUUACAGACAAAUCGUGGUAGAGAAUUUUUGGGCUCUGAUUUUACACCUACAAAACGAUACAUCCACGUUUCACAAAAAAUUGUCACCGCUUACAAUAAUACUAAACAUAGUGCUACAAAACUUACGCCUGUUGAAAUUUAUUUCAACAAUAAGUUAACAGCUUUUCUGAACAUGAAGCAUAGAUAUAAGAACAAUAAGCGGUGUAUAAAAUCAUCCAAAAAGCCUAAAUAUAGUGUUGGUGAUCUUGGUCGUGUCAGUAAAGCAAAAGCAGCUUUCACGAAAGGAUAUACAAGCGGUUGGAGUAAAGAAAUUUUCAAAAUUAUUUGCAUAUCAACGUUCCGUCAACAACCUGUUUACAUACUUCAAGAUCUUGAUUAUAAAAAUAUCGAUAGUAUUUUCUACGCUGAGGAAAUAUCAAAAGUUAGUCGAAAAUUGCAACAGCAAAAAUAA
This is a messenger RNA of Chelonus insularis, 495 nucleotides long. RefSeq lists its product as uncharacterized. The record is from RefSeq and is a predicted model, not a curated record. Bases 1 to 495 code for a protein of 164 amino acids. NCBI's taxonomy places the organism in Eukaryota, Metazoa, Arthropoda, Insecta, Hymenoptera, Braconidae. The transcript has a single exon.